UCGUAAAACUGGACGUGCGGCGUGGGGAACGGAGCCUCUGGGCCACCGGGUGAGGUGCGAGCUGCCCGGGCACCGGGAGCGAUGCCCACGGGGGCCGGCACGGUGGAGCGCGGCGGCAGGGUCCUGCCGGGAGAGCCGCUUUAAAGCAGUGCUCAGCAAUCUCAUUUUUCACACGUCUCCUGUAGUCAAACUGCCCCUGUCAGAGGAAAGGAGUUGCUUCCUGUUAUUUCCAUUGAAAUACUUGUCCCGGUCGUUAGCCGGCAGGCUUUUGCAGGAUGGCACCACGCACGCAGAUGGGCUCCAGCCGGCUCUCCCGAGGGCUCCUGCUGCUCUGGGCUCUCCUGGGGACCGGGCUCUGCCACGUGGACACCAAGGCAGAGGGCUUCAGCAAGGUCACUGAGACAAGCCCACCCAUGGUCUCGUUCAACUGGACUUAUGAGCUUGCGGAGGAGGUGUACGCCAACAUCACGCAGAGCUGCUGGGAAGGCUUCGUUCACCUGAUGAUGAAUGUGACGGCGUCGGAGCUGUGCGAGUGGAAAGUCAUCAGCAGGCCCUACAGCAAGCUGCAGGCCUGCCUGGAGGAGUGGGCUGACCGCCUGCACUACGGUUACCCCAACGCGCUGGCGGAGCAGUACAUCUUCCAGAGCCACCACCACUACUUCCACAACUGCACCCUGGGGCACCAGGUCUACUUCGACCCGCCUGAGGACGUGCUGCUGGCCAUGAUCAUCGCUCCCAUCUGCCUCAUCCCCUUCCUGGUCACCCUGGUCAUCUGGCGCAGCAAGGACGGCAAGGCCCAGCCCUAGCGCCACAGCUGGCGGUGGCCCUGGGGGUCCUGCUCAUCCCGUCCCCCCCGGGCUGUGGGGCCAACCGGCCGCUCGCCCACCCCCGGGGGGGCUCCUGGAACACGGUGUCAGGGCGGGCGGUUCCCACUGUGCCGCCGGUGGUGCACCCCGCCCCGCGGCUGGGGAUUAAAUGCUUCUUCCCCGA
Falco peregrinus (peregrine falcon) is the source of this 990-nucleotide messenger RNA. It is a transcript of the gene RAMP2, whose product is annotated as receptor activity modifying protein 2. Bases 276 to 806 code for a protein of 176 amino acids. The record is from RefSeq and is a predicted model, not a curated record. Lineage: Eukaryota; Metazoa; Chordata; Aves; Falconiformes; Falconidae. Gene Ontology annotation, biological process: G protein-coupled receptor signaling pathway; regulation of G protein-coupled receptor signaling pathway; angiogenesis. The transcript has 4 exons. Gene Ontology annotation, cellular component: membrane; cell surface; signaling receptor complex. Gene Ontology annotation, molecular function: coreceptor activity.